AUGGCAUUGGUCUUUGAUUUUAAAAAUGCCAACGAGAAAUCCUGGUUCCGAAAUAAUUUGGGAAAGUUAUUACAAAAAAGAUUGGAAAUCCGGUUGGUCGGCGAAAAAGUCUACGAUAACGGUGGUGAAAGUUUGAUGGAAGUGUACAAAAUUUGUGGAUGGACGAAAAACAACGUGCCGAUAAGAUCGAAGACGGAAUUGCGACCGAAGCCGUCCGCAAGAAAAUCUCCAAGGACGACGAAGCCAAUGCCGAUGCCGAUGCCACCGCAUUGUUCGGUAUCUUCGGAACGAAACAGAGAAUAA
Molecule: messenger RNA, 303 nt
Organism: Paramuricea clavata
Lineage: Eukaryota; Metazoa; Cnidaria; Anthozoa; Malacalcyonacea; Plexauridae
Source: the annotation of a GenBank genome assembly